AUGGCGCGCAACGAGGACACGCCGCUCCCAAAACUACACCCGUCCGCGCCCGUGCUCAACGACAUCGAGAGUGCCCCAGUUAGCAGGAGCGCCACUCCACCAGCGACCUCUCCCCCAUCGCCCGUGUCGCCAACAAGAGAUGGCAAGGACAAGGAUAAACACGAGGACCGACGCGCGGGCAAGGUUGGCGGCGGGUUGACCGAGGGCGAUGAUGAGGUUGCCGACCUGCCAAAUAACAACUUGUUGAUCGUCAUGCCCUCGCUCUGCCUCGUGCUCUUCCUCGCAGCGCUCGACCAGACUAUUAUCGCUACAGCACUCCCGACAAUGAUGGCGCAAUUUAACGCCUCGCCGUCGCAGUAUUCGUGGGUCAUCACGUCUUACCAGCUAGCCAUGACACUACUCACUCCCAUCAACGGACGAGUGUCCGACAUUAUCGGGCGCAAGCCGAUGCUCUAUGCGGCCAUCGUGGUCUUCACCAUCGCCUCUGCGCUCUGCGGUGCAGCCCAGAAUAUUGAGUGGCUAAUCGUCUGUCGCGCGUUCCAGGGCCUGGGCGGCGGCACGAUCAUGGGCCUCGUGAGCAUCAUCGUGUCGGAUAUUGUGCCGCUCGAGAAACGCGGAAGCUACCAAGGCUUCAUGGGUGCGAGUUGGGGCGUCGCUGCCGUCGUUGGACCCAUCCUCGGCGGCGCAUUCACCAAUAUGAGCCAUUCGGGCUGGCGGUGGUGCUUCUUCAUCAACCUCCCCACCGGAGGUGUGGCGUUUAUUCUGCUCCUCCUCUAUCUCAAGCUCAACAAGCCGCGGAUUCACACAUUCCGAGAACUUCAGCGGACGUUCGACUUCCUCGGUCUUUUCCUGAUCAUGAUCGGCUCGUCCCUCCUCAUUGUAGGGUUCAGUUUCGCCGCCGACCACGGAUUCAACUACGUUCCAAGUAUUGCCCUCAUCGUCGCCGGUGCCGUGCUCUUCUGCGCCGCCGUCGUCAACUGCCUCGUCACGAAACGCACAGCCGUCAUUCCAGCCCGCCUUUUCAAGACCCGCACGACGCUCUUCUACACCAUCGCGAGUGCGCUGCACGCUGCCGCCUUUAUUCCGUGCAACGUUGUCCUCCCUCAAUUCUUCCAGGGCGUACACGGCGCCGACGCCUUGCAGGCCGGCAUCCAGCUGCUGCCGUUUGCGAUCUUUGUCUCUUGGUCAACAGUGGUGGCGGGCCAGAUCCAGAGUCGGCUGCGUAUCGUCCGCCCGGUCACCUGGCUCGGGUACGCGAUUGGUGCACUUGGAUUCGGGAUAAUGAUUGGCUUCUGGAACUGGGAUAUCAAGCUCCCAAUGCAGCACGGGACAAGUAUCAUCCCAGCUUUGGGCAUCGGACUCUCCCUCCAAUCCCCCAUGCUUAUCCUCCAGGCCGCCAUGCCACUCAAGGACAUGGCGGCAGUGACGUCGGUAUGGGUCCUGACCCGCUCCAUUGGCGGAAGUGUCGGCGUGUCGCUCUUCCAGGCCGUGCUGAACUCGGACAUACGAUCCGAGUUUGCCAAGGUUCAUGCAAAGUGGGGACAAGGACCAGAAGUACCCACCUCUGUGGCCGGAUACCAUGCGAUCCACGAUAUGCCAGACGGACCACUCAAGGUUGAUGUCCUCCGAGCCUUCGCAAACAGUUUCAAGCCGUGCUGGAUCAUCGCACUGUCUUUGCUGGCGUUCUGCUUGGUUAUCACUAUUCCGACACGCGCAUACUCGCUUAACCGGCCGCGCGGAGCUGCUGCCAAGGCUGGGACGGAGAGCCACGAGGGAGAGAGCCUGGAGGACUUUGAGCCCGAGGUAGAUGGCGAUUCCAAGAUCAUCCCCGACCCAGAUCCGAUCGAGGAAAAGGCCGAUCCGUACAGCUUUGCGAGCACGCCGACCGCUAUUGGGUCUUCUGCCGCGUCUACGGACAAGGAGCGUUCGUAA
Messenger RNA from Cutaneotrichosporon cavernicola, 1932 nucleotides. RefSeq lists its product as uncharacterized. Gene Ontology annotation, cellular component: plasma membrane. Lineage: Eukaryota; Fungi; Basidiomycota; Tremellomycetes; Trichosporonales; Trichosporonaceae. Gene Ontology annotation, molecular function: transmembrane transporter activity. Gene Ontology annotation, biological process: transmembrane transport. The record is from RefSeq and is a predicted model, not a curated record. The transcript has 5 exons. The coding region runs from base 1 to 1932 and encodes 643 amino acids.